UAGAAUUACGUGUGAAAUCGGCGGUUACUGGAUAUUAAUGUAAGUGUUUAUUUUCCAUAAACUAGAACUACUGUAAAAUAAAAAUAAGUAAGUAACAUUUAUGUGAAAGUAUGUAGGCAUUGCUAGAAUUCUUUUAGUUUUAGUACCUAUCCACAAAGUGUAUAUAAAGGAUUUUCCGAUAUAGAUAUAGUUAAUGUUGAUUGCUAGUGCUGUAUCUUUUAAAUAUGUUGACUAUAAGCAUUAUUAUCACCCUUUUAAUUUCACAAAUAGCCGAUUCUUCGGUGAUUUACGACUGUGAUGAUGGUUAUAGCUCUGACUAUUCAUCAGAGUCUGUAUCCAGUGAAGAAUCAACGAGUUCAGACACUGCUGAAUGCGAAUCAAGCGAGGAAUUUAGCCAUCCAGCGGAAAAAAUAUACAGAGAAGCAUGUUCAGAUCCAGACAAAAGUUUAGUAAGUGAUAAUGAUAUAAGAUAUACGAUUGAACACUUCGCAUCCAAAUUAGAACUUGAAGAGAACAUAGAAAACUACCACUUGCCAGAAGCGGAGGAAGCUAGGGACCACUACAUGAAGGAACUGCAAGAUUUUUAUCAACAUUUAGUCGAUCGCCCCGUCCAUCUGUUACACAUCGUGGAUGGUAUAGCUAACACUCGGUACAAUCUUGAACCCAAAGUGAAUGACGUGGUGGUCGAAAUCCGAGAGUCUGAUAUACUUCUACAGAAAUACAGCGAUUAUUCAGAACACGCUGACGAAUUGUUCAAGAAAUUAGAAAAAUUAAAAAGGAUUUGUCAAAUUAACUGUGACAAUGAAGAUAUAGAUCCAAGAUUUGGGAAGGAUGACUUUGUGUACCUUACUUAUUCCGAAGAUUUCCAAAAAAAGAACUUUUCUUGUAUAAGACUGAAAGACCUCCAUGAAUAUGUAAAUAAAAAAUUAAAUGAGUUUGGAAAUAACUUUAACAAUGAAUUACAUGCGAACAUCGAAGGAAAAAUUGAGAUUUAUGACAGAAAAUUAGAAGAAAUAAAAAAUAACAUAAAAGACGCAGCCGUAAAACAGUUUGGUAUGACCAUGUACGAUGUUUUGAGUUUACAAGAUGACUAUUAUCAUUUUGAAAAAGAAUUGGAAGCUAUUAAUAUUUCUGAAAUGUUGACUUCAUUAGAAGAAAACACGGCACAAAUUAAAUUAAUGUUAAUUUCCCUGAAAAAAGGCAUGGAAAUAUAUCGCAAUUACUGUUUGAAUUGUAAUAGUAGGCAACGAAAACGACGAGAUAUACACGAUGACACUGAAUUACGGUAUGAUUACAACUACGAUGAAAGGCACGAAAACUCUGAAGAAUCGAAUAUUAUAGAUGUUUUAAUUAAAGAAAAGAUAGAUGACAUGUUAGAGAAAUUUAAAGAUGCAUUUGAUAAUAUUUUUGAAGAAUUAGACGCAGCUUAUGAUAAUCCUGACAUUAUAGAGAAUUAUUUAAGUAGCCUUGAACCGGUACAGCGAGGCAUCGAAAAUCGUAUUGAAGAAGAAAUAAGACUUAUACACCAACUAGCGUCAAGAAUUAUGGAAUCUGACAUAUACAGAGUUCAUAAGUUAUUAAAAGAAUCAAAACAGCUUUUGAAGAAACUAGAAUCUGCUCAAUAUUUUAUAAAUAACUUAUACUUACCUUAUUGAAAACCUACACAAGACGUCUUCUUGCAAAAUGUUGUCUUUGUUAAAUAACUAUUUAAAUCUUUCAGCUGAGUUUUAAAAUAAACCUUUACCAAUAUCUAUUUUUACUUUUAGAUUAUUUAGUCGACCUUAUACCGUGUACACCAUGUACUUUAAACAAGUGGGCAUACAAAGAACUUUAUAUUUAACUUUUUCAAAAUAAGAAUUCUUGUCAAUGCAUUCAUAAUGAAGGGUUACCGACCGCCGCAGAUAGCCGAUUACUGAUUCAGCUUCUCAAUAAAUCUGAAUAGGCAUUGUGCGCAGACGCAUACAAAAGUGUUGUACUUGUUGUAAAUUAAAUUUGUGAAGCGAGGGUUCAAGGAGGCGUUGACAUCAAUUUGCAGAACGUGUUAUGAUUGCCCCACGACGUGUGCCGAGCAGCGCACGUGCGCCCGCUCAAAUAACCCCAUAUACCUUAUUUCACUUACUAUAUUAGCGGUACAGUAUAGUGUUUAUUCUCUUGAUAUACCAUUAGCUUCUUCCGAAUAGUUUAAACAUUGGUUUACAGUGGAGGCUGCAGUUUUCAGUAUUUUCUAGAAAUUCUCGUUGGGUCAUGGUGUUUAUAUGAUGAA
This is a messenger RNA of Trichoplusia ni (cabbage looper), 2263 nucleotides long. RefSeq lists its product as uncharacterized. The transcript has 5 exons. The record is from RefSeq and is a predicted model, not a curated record. The coding region runs from base 225 to 1655 and encodes 476 amino acids. Lineage: Eukaryota; Metazoa; Arthropoda; Insecta; Lepidoptera; Noctuidae.